UUGGAGAAAUUCACAAGCCUGAGGAAGGUGUUCACUUGGGACAAGCAUUAUUAGAAAAUGGAAUUAUCCAUCAUGUUACUGAUAAACAUCAAUUUAAGCCAGAGCAGAUGUUAUACAGAUUCCGCUAUGAUGAUGGUACAUAUUACCCAAGAAAUGAGAUGCAGGAUAUGAUUUCAAAGGGUGUGAGAUUAUAUUGUCGUCUUCAUAGUCUGUUUACUCCAGUAAUAAGAGACAAAGAUUACCAUUUAAGGACCUACAAAUCUGUGGUCAUGGCCAACAAAUUCAUAGACUGGUUAAUUGCACAGGGGGAUUGCCGCACUAGAGAAGAGGCAAUGAUAUUUGGCACCGCGCUCUGUGACAGUGGAUUUAUGCAUCAUGUUCUUGAAAAAAGUGAAUUCAAAGAUGAACCUCUGCUUUUCCGUUUUUUUUCGGAUGAGGAAAUGGAAGGAUCAAAUAUGAAGUAUCGACUCAUGAAACAUGAUUUAAAAGUUGUGCAAAAUGUUAUAGCUAAAUCUCUUCUGGUUAAAUCUAAUGAAGGUAGCUAUGGCUUUGGGCUAGAAGACAAAAAUAAAGUUCCAAUAAUAAAGAUGGUAGAAAGGGGGUCUAAUGCUGAGAUGGCUGGCAUGGAAGUUGGGAAAAAGAUUUUUGCCAUUAAUGGUGACCUAGUUUUUAUGAGACCUUUCAAUGAAGUGGAUUGCUUCCUGAAAUCGUGCUUAAACAGCAGAAAGCCUCUGAGAAUUCUCAUGAGCACAAAGCCAAGGGAGACAGUCAAAAUCCCAGAUUCAGCCGAUGGACUCGGAUUUCAAAUCCGAGGGUUUGGCCCUUCUGUUGUGCAUGCCGUAGGAAGAGGUACUGUGGCUGCAGCAGCAGGCCUUCAACCUGGACAGUGUAUUAUCAAAGUAAACGGCAUCAAUGUCAGCAAAGAGUCACAUGCCAGUGUCAUUGCACAUGUGACAGCCUGCAGGAAAUACAGGCGUCCUAUGAAGCAAGAUUCCAUAGAGUGGGUUUAUGAUAGUCUUGAGAGUGCUCAGGAGGAUCUCCAAAAAUCUAACUCCAAAGUCCCUGGAGAGGAAGCAGGGGAUGCUUUUGACUGCAAAGUAGAAGAGGUCAUUGACAAGUUCGACACCAUGGCCAUCAUUGAUGGGAAGAAGGAACACGUGAGUCUGACAGUGGACAAUGUCCACCUGGAAUAUGGGGUGGUAUAUGAGUACGACAGCACAGCUGGAAUCAAGUGCAAUGUGGUGGAGAAGAUGAUCGAGCCCAAAGGAUUCUUCAGCUUAACUGCCAAGAUUCUUGAAGCCCUGGCUAAAAGCGAUGAUCAUUUUAUACAAAACUGCACCAGCCUUAAUUCUCUAAAUGAAGUGAUUCCUGCUGACCUUCAGAGUAAAUUUAACACCAUUUGCAGUAAAAGAAUUGAACACAUACGUCAUAGAAUAUCCAGUUAUAAAAAGUUCUCUCGUGUGUUGAAGAAUAGAGCCUGGCCCACCUUUAAACAGGCCAAAUCUAAAAUCUCUCCACUCCACAGCAGUGAUUUCUGCCCUACCAACUGCCAUAUCAAUGUGAUGGAAGUUUCUUAUCCUAAAACGUCAACUUCCCUGGGGAGUGCCUUUGGUGUUCAGUUGGAUAAUAGGAAACAUAAUUCUCAUGAUAAAGAAAAUAAAUCUUCUGAGCAAGGGAAACUGAGCCCUAUGGUGUACAUUCAGCAUACAAUUACAACCAUGGCGGCCCCCUCAGGUCUGUCCCUGGUACAGCAAGGUGGCCAUGGUCUCCGGUAUCUAUUAAAAGAAGAAGAUUUAGAGACUCAAGAUAUCUAUCAGAAGCUGCUGGGCAAACUUCAGACUGCACUGAAAGAGGUGGAGAUGUGUGUUUGUCAAAUUGAUGACCUUUUGUCUUCCAUAACAAAUUCCCCUAAAUUGGAUCAUAAGACAUCAGAGUGUAUAACACCAAUAGACAGUGACAAUGAGAAGGGGGAAAGAAAUAGCAAACGAGUGUGUUUUAAUGUAGCAGGAGAUGAGCAGGAAGAUUCGGGUCAUGACACCAUCAGCAACAGAGACUCUUACAGCGACUGCAACAGCAACAGGAACUCCACCGCCUCCUUCACGAGUGCCUGCAGCAGCCGGUGCAGUUCGUAUUUUCACAGUGACGAGAUGGACUCAGGUGAUGAACUUCCCCUAAGUGUUCGCAUUUCUCAUGAGAAACAGGACAAGAUACAUAGUUGCCUUGAGCAUCUUUUCAGCCAGGUGGAUUCAAUUAUCAAUCUCCUAAAAGGCCAGGCUGUUGUAAGAGCCUUUGAGCAAACCAAGCAUCUCACACCAGGUCGAGGAUUACAAGAAUUUCAGCAAGAAAUGGAACCAAAGCUGAGUUGUCCAAAAAGGUUAAGACUUCACAUCAAGCAAGAUCCUUGGAAUCUUCCCUGCAGUGUCCGGGCUCUUGCUCAGAACAUCAGAAAAUUUGUUGAAGAGGUGAAAUGUAGAAUACUCCUAGCUCUUCUUGAAUAUUCAGACAGUGAAACGCAGCUCCGGAGAGACAUGGUUUUCUGCCAGAGUCUGGUGGCCACUGUCUGUGCCUUCUCUGAGCAGCUCAUGGCUGCCUUAAACCAGAUGUUUGACAACAGCAAGGAAAAUGAGAUGGAAACUUGGGAAGCUAGCAGAAGAUGGCUUGACCAAAUAGCAAAUGCUGGUGUUCUUUUUCACUUUCAGUCACUUCUGUCUCCGAACCUGACAGAUGAACAAGCCAUGCUAGAAGAUACACUGGUUGCACUGUUUGAUUUGGAAAAGGUUUCUUUUUACUUUAAACCAUCAGAAGAGGAACCACUUGUUGCAAAUGUACCUCUUACAUAUCAAGCAGAAGGAACCCGGCAAGCUCUGAAAAUUUACUUCUACAUUGACAAUUAUCAUUUUGAGCAACUGCCUCAACGGUUGAAAAAUGGAGGAGGGUUUAAAAUUCACCCUGUUCUUUUUGCACAAGCAUUGGAGAGCAUGGAAGGGUAUUACUAUAGAGACAAUGUUUCAGUGGAAGAAUUUCAAGCUCAGAUAAAUGCAGCUUCAUUGGAAAAGGUCAAGCAGUACAACCAGAAGCUCAGGGCAUUCUACGUGGACAAAUCAAACUCUCCACCAAACUCCACAUCCAAAGCUGCCUAUGUAGAUAAGCUAAUGAGGUCUCUCAACGCUUUGGAUGAACUGUAUCGCCUGGUAACCUCGUUCAUCAGAUCCAAACGCAUAGCUGCCUGUGCAAACACAGCUUGCAGUGCCUCUGGGGUUGGUCUGCUGUCAGUUUCCUCUGAGCUGUGUGAACGGCUGGGAGCCUGCCACGUCAUCAUGUGCAGCAGUGGCGUGCACCGGUGCACCCUGAGUGUGACACUGGAGCAGGCCAUCAUUCUAGCCAGAAGUCACGGGCUGCCUCCUCGCUACAUUAUGCAGGCCACAGAUGUCAUGAGGAAGCAGGGAGCAAGAGUUCAGAACACAGCAAAGAAUUUGGGAGUCAGAGACCGGACCCCUCAGUCGGCUCCAAGACUGUACAAGCUCUGCGAACCACCUCCCCCAGUCGGAGAAGAAUGAAGAGAAUUGCCACUGAGCCAGCUGUUUGAAAGACAGAAACCAUGAAACAGAUUUUCACCCUUCAAGACCGUGAGGAUGGGAAGGGAAGAUGGGGAAGAAGGAGAGAGGAGAUAGAAAUGAUCGACAACACAGUAUGUGUAUGGACCAGUUCCCUAAGAAGAAUCACUAACAUGUAUGAAUUAAAAAAAAAGAGCUCACAAACUCAAUGCAUGUAUGAAAAAAAAUCUACAAAUAUGACUGGGAGAGAUGAUAACUGCUAAGGAGGAAACAGAAAACAGAAGCUUACAUAGGCCACAACAUAGGAAAACUCCUCAGGAGACCACAGACUUAUACUAUUCUGUGCAUUAAAUAGCCAAUCUCGCAAGUCUUAUGUAGUUCUUACUAUAUGGGAGCCACUGCCUAGUUGGAGAGUCUUACAAAUGUAUGUAAUUCCGAAAAUGUAAGGUUAAGGAGCUUGUCGUUCUUCAAGGUGAUUCAUGAAGUACACAGAAUGGUAGCUAGCAACCUAAGAUAAUUCAUACUAACACUAAACGAGAUAAGGCCAUGAGAAGCAUGCACUGUAGAAACUCAAGAGAAUUUUGAUUCAAUCAAGCAUGAAUGUACUAGACAUAGACAGAAUACUUAGCUACUGAGCUAAGCUAGAUAUCUCAUAAGUAAAAAUACAUGUAUAGCCAUUGCCCUUAUGGAAUUUACAGUCUAAGGGGAAAAAUAUGAUAUUUUAAAAAUACAAAAAUGUUAAGAAAAUACUAGGUCAGCAAAGGUGGUCUGUUUUCGGCAUGACUAAGAUUAAGCAAAACAAAAAGAGAACCUUUGUAACCUUAACAAAAUGAGCAUGAAAAUGAACACAAUGAUCGAAACAAACAGGUGUCAAUGGUGUGGUGAGUAGGUUCACCUGUCCAGAGGAUAUAGAUCUGGGGAUGUGGUUAGAAGAGCUCGGUGGUAAGUGAGAUUAAGUCUGGGUGAUAUGGAUCUCUAGAUGCCACACUAAGAAGUCUGGACAGUGGACACCGUGAGUAUAAGAGAAGCGAUGAAUAAUUGAUGACAGUCAUAAAGAAUUAUGAAUACCAAGUGGGAAGUUAGAAUAUGUGUACAUUGUAGACUUGAAGGCUGGCUUAGAAAUGCCAAAACUAAUAAGUGAGGGAAAUGAAAAUCAAUAACUGGAUUUUGCUUUUUGGAGAUUGAUGGUAUACUCUGAGAUGGUAGGUUUAAUACAGUUUUAAAAAUAAAAACAUAGAAUCAACAAGCAUAGGCUGUUUUAGAGCAGCUUACCGAGCUAGGUGUGGUGACACAUAUUUUCCAGCAUUUGGGAGGCUGAGGCAGGAGACCAGCCUGGCCUACAUAGUGAGUUCAAGGCCUGCAGGAGACCCUGUCUCAAAAAUCAAAAAAAUACAACACCUUGCCAAAUACCUGUGUUCCACAGAUGCCAUUAGGUCUGAACACAUACACUAAUACCGUGCAUACGAGUAUUUUGUGGUAAAACAAAUUUAAGAAAAACAAAGUUAAACAGGUUUAUUAUAGGACCUCCCCAGGCUUCUAAUACAAUAAUAAGCGUGACUUAGGAGUAGAAAAGUUGUAACCAACCCAGGUCUCUAGUCCAUUUUGGAGCCAACUGUACCUGACCCAACAGCCAGCCUUCACUAGCAGUCUGAUCUCAGGUCCCUCCUGUCCCAGGUAUCACCUGUGGGAGACAGCCCACUACUUCAAGCUUUCCCCACCCAGGUGCCAAUCGUGAGGGACCUAGACCUGCUAUUUUGUUCUCUUUGACCCCAGGGGAAAUGAAGAUGAAUGGCAAAGAGACACAAGUCAGUAUAACAUGCAGGCAGCCAAGGACUCUUGCCUGUAGUAGACAGAGAAAUCCCACACUCCCACUUGCCUCUGGCUCAUCUGACCUUUAUUCAUCUAAACACAAGUACAAGCAAUCAAAGUAACCCAAGAUUCAUCUGCUUUCCAAUACACAUUAGUAUGUGUUCAGAUAAACAACUUAACCUUGGCUGUUUUAAACUUUUCCUAGACCCCGCAGUGCCAUCACCCCUGAGUGCAGUCUUUCUCCUUUGUGCUCACAGAGGCCAAUUAAGCCUCAAUUCUCUGGUCUUCCACAAGAGGUGAUUACACUGUUUCCUAAACUCGCUAGAAGGAAGGAUGUAUUUCAUGCAGGACUUGUAAAUGUAUUUUCAGAAUGCAAAUGUUGAUCAAAGCACAAUAUGGAAAAACUUUUAGAAAUUAUGUAGUACGAAAGGAAAGGUAAAUAUGUUAAUGGGAGAUGGUAGACUCUUUACCUGGUGGUGUUGCAUUUGGGGGUUCAAGGAAGAAAUGGCAACUCUUUGCAUAAAUGAACACUAACAACAGAUUAUAAUUGAGAGCAGGUUGUGACUGUAAUCUUUGUUCUCUCACCAUUCAUCUAUGUUCAGGCUCUAAUGGCCAAUAGAAAUUUAUUCCACCAAAGGAAGAAUGCAAAUGCCUGAGCUCCUUUCUAUCUCUUAAGCCUUUAAAUAUGAAGACAUGUUGAACUAGGUCCCCAUUCCCUAGAGUCCGAGAUUUAGUACCAGUUCGUAGCCUAUUAACUUGGCCACACAGUGAGAAGCAAGCAGUGGGUGGGCAAAUGAAGCUUCAUUUGUAUUCAUAGCUGCUCUUUGUGGCUCACAUUAUGCCAUGAGCUCUGCCUCCUGAUAGGAGCAUGAACCCUACUGUGAACUGUGUAUUUGGGGGAUCUAGGUUGGGUACUUCUUAUGUAAAUCUAAUCCUGAAACUAUUCCCCCAACCCCUCUGCUGUGGCUAAUAUCUAGAUGUCUUCCCAAACCCACGUGCUCAUAGGUGGAGUUUUUCAGAGGAGGCUGGAUUGAGGGUGUGUGAUACUGAGGUUGAAUAUGGGUGUUAACUAAAUGGAUUUAGCAUAGUUCUAGGGGUGGAUAAUGUGAAGGUGCAUUCUGGGUCUGGGUGGCACUGUUCUAAAGAUUUAUAGUCUAGAAGGAAUAAAAGGGGAAGGGAGGCUUGCUGCUGCUGAUUUCUGCCAGCUCUGCCAUAGACUGCUUCUCCUCUGCCAUGCGGCCGUUCCCUGGAACCAGCUGACU
Molecule: messenger RNA, 6625 nt
Organism: Fukomys damarensis (Damara mole-rat)
Lineage: Eukaryota; Metazoa; Chordata; Mammalia; Rodentia; Bathyergidae
Gene: Prex2
Product: phosphatidylinositol-3,4,5-trisphosphate dependent Rac exchange factor 2
Exons: 31
Coding region: 108-3557 (1149 amino acids)
Biological process (GO): intracellular signal transduction
Molecular function (GO): protein binding
Source: RefSeq, a predicted model, not a curated record